UAUGUCAAUGUCACUGAUGUCGCGGUAUCGCAACAUGUUUUUGGGGGGAAAGUGCUUAUUUUGAUCGUUUUAAGAAAACUGCAGCGUGUUUGGUGUAACAAUGGCUGAAAAGUUGGAAGAUUUGAAUUUGCCGAACUUGACAGUGCAGAAAAUUAUUAAGGACGCUUUACCUGAUAGUGUGAAUGUGGGGAAAGACGCUCGGUCUGCUCUAUCCAGAGCCGCUUCUAUUUUUGUUUUAUAUAUCACGUCCCAAGCGACUAAGGAGUCGCAGAAAGUUAAUAGGAAAACGCUGUCGGGGCCGGAUAUAAUAGCGGCGUUGGAGGAAUUAGAGUUUGACGAGUUCGUGGAACCAUUACAGGCUAUGUUGAAGGAAUUUAAAGAAGCCAAGCAGAAGAAGAAAAGCCGGAAAAGCGGAGACGUUGAAACCGAAGAAAACGACGAGGUUGUGGAGGAAGAGGAAACGGGUGAAUGAGCUGUAUAAUUCAGUUUUUCUAAAUAUAUUUUAUUUAAAAAACCACAA
Messenger RNA from Zophobas morio, 520 nucleotides. It is a transcript of the gene Chrac-14, whose product is annotated as DNA polymerase epsilon subunit 3-like. The transcript is spliced from 2 exons. Gene Ontology annotation, cellular component: epsilon DNA polymerase complex; CHRAC. Gene Ontology annotation, molecular function: protein heterodimerization activity; chromatin DNA binding. The coding region runs from base 101 to 472 and encodes 123 amino acids. Lineage: Eukaryota; Metazoa; Arthropoda; Insecta; Coleoptera; Tenebrionidae. The record is from RefSeq and is a predicted model, not a curated record. Gene Ontology annotation, biological process: DNA damage response; leading strand elongation; heterochromatin formation.